AUGGUUGAUUGGGGGUACACACGUGAUGCAGACAUAAGAGGUGCUCCUUACGACUGGCGAAAAGCUCCAAAUGAGAACACCGAAUACUUUGAAGCUUUAGAGAAGCUUAUAGAAACUAUGUUUGAAACCUACAAGAGCCCUGUGGCACUCAUUGCACACAGUAUGGGAAACCUGUAUACACUUUAUUUCCUUAACCAUCAGACGCAAAACUGGAAGGACAAAUACAUUCAUUCUUUUGUGGCUCUUGGUGCUCCUUGGGGUGGAGUAUCUAAAACAAUGCGAGUUCUUGCUUCAGGAGAUAACAACAGAAUUCCAGUAAUCAGUUCAUUACGGAUUCGUGACCAGCAGCGCUCAGCAGUAUCUACCAGUUGGCUACUUCCGUACAGUAACACGUGGUCCCCUGACAAAGUAUUUGUAAGGACACACAGUGCAAACUACACACUGCAGGACUACCAGAAGUUUUAUAAUGACAUUGGCUUUCCAGAAGGUUGGGUCAUGAGGAAAGAGACUGAGGAAAUAAUAUCAUCUCUUACACCUCCUGGAGUUCCUGUACACUGUCUUUAUGGUAAUGAAGUGGACACUCCUGAUUCGUUCCAGUAUGAUACUUUCCCAGACAAAGACCCAAACAUAAUAUAUGGACCUGGAGAUGGAACAGUUAAUAUAGAAAGUGCCUUACAGUGUCGUAAGUGGGUAGGCAAGCAGAAACAGAAAGUAUCUUUAGUGGAGCUGCUGGGUAAUGAACACAUUGCAAUGCUGUCAAAUAUGACCACCAUAUCUUACAUCAAGAUGGUCCUUCUAGGUAUAUAG
This is a messenger RNA of Staurois parvus, 807 nucleotides long. NCBI's taxonomy places the organism in Eukaryota, Metazoa, Chordata, Amphibia, Anura, Ranidae. The record is from the annotation of a GenBank genome assembly.